Messenger RNA from Rotaria sp. Silwood1, 1816 nucleotides. The record is from the annotation of a GenBank genome assembly. NCBI's taxonomy places the organism in Eukaryota, Metazoa, Rotifera, Eurotatoria, Philodinida, Philodinidae.
AUGGCUGAUGCAAAUUCAAUGUGUUAUACAUAUGGUCGAUCUAAAACUUUGAUCAAGCAACGUCUUCAUAAAUAUAAACUACAAUGUGAAGAAGCCCAAGAGGCUAUUCAUGAACAUAUGAAAAAAGCAUCACUCUUUAUUGAUAUGGAAUGUAUGAUCAAUAUCAUCAAUAAUUUAAUCAAAAGGAAUCAACAUCAAUUAGGACUUGAACUUGAAAGACGAAAAACAAUGCUUCGACUAGAUGCUGAAGAACAUCAACUCAUUGAAAACUUUUAUGAACUAAAGCCAAGACAAACGAAAGUAAGUACACUUAAAUCUUACCUAAAUUUUGAAAAACAACAUCGAAGUUUAGAUAAACUUAACAAAGAUUAUAUGAAAAGCUAUCAAUGAACAGCAAAACAUAAUCGAUGAAGUUGUUUUAUUUAAGAAAUGGCUAGAAGUUCAUGCACAAGAUUUAUCAUAUGGUCUUCAGGGCAAACAAUUACUGAAUAUCUACCAUGCAUUCAUGUCACUCAGCGUUUAAGAACAAGCAUCAUCAGUCAAACAUAUUGCUGAACAAACAAUUACUAAAGCCGAAGAAAUCGUACAAAAUUAUACCAAACUAGAUACCAUAAAAAAAAAAACUUCAAUCAACUAAAUCUCAUCAUAAAAAUCCACAAUCACUCGAACAAAUUACCUAUAUCAUCCUUCAACGAGAAAAUAAUAUGCACGAACAGCGUGCAUAUGCAUUACAAGGAAAACUUUCUAAAAUAUUCAAUCAUACACCAACUACACACAUAAACAUUCAAUUCAAUAUAUAAGCUAACUUACUCCUAUGAAAGCUCGGAUGUGGGUGUGUGGAUAUCAGUGUAUGUGUUUAUACAAAACAGGUUUCGAGCCACCCACACCGACAUCCACACCCUAGUAGCACCAAUCAGAACUUCAGCUUCACUAAUUUAAGGUUUUAAUAAUGGACUUACAUUACAAGAUAUCCGAACAAUCAAAUCAAUGACCAUAAUCACUGUAGAUAAACAAAGAAGAGUACACAGUGUAAUCAAUCUCAUACAAGAGAUAAAAUUACGAUAGUAUUAACUACACACAGAACCAGAUCCACAUAUUGAAUAGAGAUUACUGCAAGGGGUGAAUAUUGGAAUCGUGGAAUUCAGAGAAAUCAGAAGAAAUCCCAGGGAAUCUAUAUAUUUAAUGGUCAGUGUCUGUCUGUGUCGGAUUAAAGGUUAAAAACUAACGGUCAAUGGUUAAUGGUCAUAUAAUGCUUGAAGGGAAGGGAUCAAGAACCACAAUACUAAAGAUUCUCAUGGACUAUUAUAUGAAGGUACCCAUAGGUCCUGAUGGGUUAUGAUAUGGUGGUACCUAGAGGCCCUCAAGGGUUAUUAUAUGGAGGUAGUCAUAGGUAAUUAUGGACUAUUCUAUGAAGGUACCUAUUGGCCCUUAAAAACUAUUAUAUGAGGGGUACCUAUAGGUUCUCAAGGACUGUUAUAUGAGGGCACCCAUAGGCCCUGAAGGAUGUACGUUAAUAAACGGGCAAGGCUACAGGAAGUACAACGGAUAUAAAGGCUACUUGGACUAUAAAAAUAUGUGCGGUAUACGACUAUUAGGCUGUAAGAGUUUGUUCUGUAUACAUAAUAUCGCAUAUCUGUAUGUCUAUUAUCUGAUCAAAAAUUAAACAGCUGAAGUCAUUUAUUAAAGAAGAAAUGAACCGUGCAGUAUGCACGAGUUCUCGCUAGUCCUAUGUAGUCUUGAAAUCUUCAGUCCUUAAAUUGAUUACUUUGGGUGGGUGUGGGUGUGGGUGUGGGUGUGGGUACACACCUACACCCAC